Amoebophrya sp. A120 is the source of this 2777-nucleotide messenger RNA. The record is from the annotation of a GenBank genome assembly. Lineage: Eukaryota; Dinophyceae; Syndiniales; Amoebophryaceae.
GCUACUCCGACCGCUACCGGCGAAGGCACGGCCUACGGAGCAUCAACGUCAGGGUGACACGUCAAGCUAAUUUCGAGGACCUUUUUCCCCUCUAUUUCACGUACGCCUGAGUGUGAGCGAAUCAGUGCUACACACCGUGAAAAAGGACAGCUGGCACCUUCGGUCUUGCCUGCGCCAGCCCAAAACUAAGAAGAGAUUGUAUGUGAAGCGAGGGCAACUUCUUGAGAAAGUACGUCUAGGCCCAGGAGGUGCAGGAACAGCACGCAAACAUAAGCACUUAAAAACCUCAACCUGGUCGAGUAGGAACCAACCUAAUAAACCAAAGGACCAGGGCCAGCGAAAAUUGGGUGCGCCUGGCGUCAAAAGAAGUUAGCCCUGAAGAUGUUGUAAAGAUUAUUGCGACCACCAUCCACGGUGCGUUGACAUCGUGGUCAGAACUACAACCCUCAUUAUGAAACGAGCUUCCAAGAGACUUUCCACCACAGUUUCAGUUUCAACCGUUCUAGACAAAGCUACGAAAAGCCAAAAAACUACUUCUACGAGAACAGCACCAGAUAGUGCUUUACUUGUUUCAAAAUCUACCUCUAAGUCCAGCAAAACUUCUCCCAAGAUGAAUUUCGGUUCAGAAAAGCCGGUUUUCAUCUACUUCAAGGGCGCGGGGCGUGCCACCGCCGCCCGGGUCGCGCUCUUCAAUGCGUUUGGGGAAAACGGGUGGGAGAAUAAAAUGCUGCCGUACCAGGAGUUCGCGGACCAGAAGGCGAUCUGGCAGAAAUCUUUGGACGCUCCAAACGUCAUCAACGCGGACGGGAGCAAGCAGAUCAAAGACGAUGAGACGGGCGACAUGAAAUCGGUGAAAAAUGACUACGGCGGAUCCUUGUUGCAAACCCCGCUGGGCUACCUCCCGCAGCUCCACUUCGGCGGGAAAAUCAUCACGCAGUCCGCCGCGAUUGCCCGGUGGGCCGCGGGACUGGGGGAGAAGCCCCUGAUGCCGAAGGAUCAUUUUGAACGGCUCGAGUGCGAGGAGUGCAUGAUGGUGUGUGAAGAGAUUUUGGGGAAAGCACCGGGGGAUGCAGAUAACGAGGUAUAGUUCUGUUUUAAGUAUGUGUAUGGUGAUUCUGAUUUCAUCGGACUUCUGAUCAAACACGAAAUUUGUAUUGCAGCACAUGCGGUAGAGUUUUGCCUGUCAUGCGCAUUUCCGCUUUGAAAUUGAAGCUGAGUGACGUAGCUGGUGAACAUGCCUAUCUUCUUCACAAUACAAAUGAACAGAAAAAGCUGAAACUGCGCGCGGAGUAUGCGGAAGGGCCUAUGAAGAAGGGCAUGACCUUAUUAAAUGUAAAAAUGUCUGGGUCUGGGUCUGGAAGAUUCUAAACUUGUAAUGCUGUCUCUGGAUUCUAAAAAAAUUUGUAUUGCAUGACCAGCAAAAGGACUCCAGUUUCUGCUACGUGGAGAGGGCAUGUCUCAUGCGGUAGAGGCAUCACAAAGUCCUCUAAAAAUCUGUGAUGCUAGUUCAUGCAUCACAGACAUCAUGGGUCAUUGAAAAUAUGCAUGACAAAACUGGCAAUCUUUCAGACCCAGACAUUUUUACAUUUGAUAGACCUUCAUCGAAGCCAAAUUGGCGGCGAACCAGGGCUUUGCGGUCGGUUACCAGGUGCAAAUAUGUCGGGGUCGUCUGGAAAAGUGCAAGGUUUGUCAUGCUCGACUAACAAGACUCUCAAGUCUGUCAUGCACGCUAACCAAAAGCCCCACUUUUCUGUGAUGCAGAAACGCAGUCUGUCAUGCAAAAUCGGCAACACCUAGAAGCUCAGAAACUUGGCAUGCUGAGCAAUCACUUAUGGCGCUCUCAUGCUACGCCACACAGCAUCACAAAUUUCCAGACCCAGACCACAGAUUUGCAAAAAUGCAUAUCGGAGGGAAAUUUACCAUCGCGGACGUGUCGAUUAUCACCGUGUUAUCCAAGAAAAAAACGGUGCAUAGUGUAACUCUGUGUUCCAGACGAGGCAAGACACGUACAACUGUCAUGCUGGACAUGCAUCAGAGGCUCUUUUCGGACGUGUUUUCACGUACUAGCUACGCAUGACAGGUUUUCUCUCAUGCAGAGCAAACUUGUGAUGCUGGUCCUCCAAGAAAGUUACACUUACACAGUUUUUUUCUUGCAUACGUGUCCGACAUGGUCUAUUCCGGCGAUUUCGACGGGAUUCCGCCGUCUAUCCACUGCAAAAAUCCAAAAAUAUCGUACUCGUAAAUUGCAAGUCUUGCGUUACAAAUCUUUUUCUUAGGGUAAAUCAGCAUGACAAAUUUUAUUUCUCAUGCUGAGGAAAUUUGUAAUGCAUUUAUACGAGUACAAUACCUUAUUUGCAAUGCAUACCGUCCUACUUGGACCAAUUCGAAGAAAUCAGCCGGCACCGGGCGACGUUACCGAAAAAAGUGACGGUGUUGAGCGAGUACAGGAGAAUCUAUCCGUUUUGAUGAGGGAGAGAUUUUCAAGAUACGACAAUAGUUUUCCACCAUAUCCGGUACUGGUCGAGGUCGUGCCGUCAAUUAUUAGACUCGGCACAAAAUCAUGCAUUUUUUCUUCGAUGCGCAUGCGAGCCAGCACUUCCAGCACGUUUAUUUUUACUUUGUCGACACAGCUAUAUAGCUACGGUCGAUUCAAAUUGAAAGAGCAUUUUUGCUUUUCCUUCGAGGUCUGCCAGUUCAUGUGUUGACCCCUUCAACAACAAUCUUUCAUGAUUGUAUCAUCGGCGAGAAACAAGAGUAAGAGAAAAUAAAAUAUUGUG